Molecule: messenger RNA, 2352 nt
Organism: Vanderwaltozyma polyspora DSM 70294
Lineage: Eukaryota; Fungi; Ascomycota; Saccharomycetes; Saccharomycetales; Saccharomycetaceae
Exons: 1
Coding region: 1-2352 (783 amino acids)
Source: RefSeq, a predicted model, not a curated record
AUGUUUGGAGGAGGAGGAGGAAGCUCUAACAAGCCUAAAAGACGUUCUUUUUUCUUCCUAGGAGGAAGUAAUGAAUCUACACCUGCUUCAAGUCGAACUGUCUCAAAAAAUGAUGGGAAAAAGGUUAAAGAGACUAAAACUACUAGAAGUGUGUCUGCUCCUAAAGAAAAGUUACCUUUGAAUAGAAGUGGUUUCAUGAUUAAUGAUAUAAAAGCUGAUAAAAACAUGAUGCAAAAGCGAAUACCUACCCCAGUAAUUCAAACUCAAAAUAAUAAUACUGCAAAUAAUAAUGAUAAGAUUAAUAUUAAUAAUAAUAAUGCUAAUAAUAAUAAUAAUUCCAAUAACCCAUUUAGACAACCUUCUUUAGUCGCUGAGGAACCAGUUCGAAGGGAAACGAGAUCUAGAAGACCUCCACCUCCUACUGUAGAUUUAAGUUUAAUUCAACCAGUUAUUUCAAAUGGACCUCUACGAAAUGAGUUACAGUUAAAUAAUCAUAAUGCUUCUGAAUCAACAAUGGAUAUGUCCAACUUUAUAAAAGGACCAGAAGAGAUUGGACUCGAUUCAAGUAGGGCGGAUGUUCCAUCAUCUCAACAACACAGACGUCAAAGAUCAGAAGCUGAAAAACUAGUUGAUGAUAUAGCAGAAUAUAUAGAGGAGCAGCAAAUACAAAACAAGAAUUCCAAUCGUUCACUAACAGCCAGUAUUGAUGAAUUGCCUCCAGUUUCUCCAGUAGACGAGUUACAUUUAAAUACAGAUAAUCUUUCAAUUAUGGAUGGCAAUGGUGAUUCAAGAACUGAAAAUUUGAAUGAUUUUGAUAACAGUUUAUCCAAUGAUGAAUACUCAGAUAGAUUAAAUCUAGGUGUUGAGAAGGUACCUAGUAGCAGUAUCGGCGAUACUUCUUCAUUGAAUAUUUCUACAGGAUUGGAAAGUGAAAGGUUUUCAUUUACAGGGACUGUAGAUGCGAAGUCGAUACAAAGCUAUCAAAAUGCUCGAUCAAGCACAGUUGAUAAUUCUACAUCUGUAUUAAAAAUAAGUAAUAUUAACACAAAUGAGUUUUCUGAUCAAAGUUCUUCCUCUAACAGUUCAGAAAAUAAUCAGGGAUAUAUAAAUACUAAUUCAAGAAUUGAAAAGAAUUCAAAUCAUUCAAAUUUAGAAAACCUUAGUACGGAAACUUCGGAUAAUGAGGAUUAUGUGAUAUACAAUAGUUAUACUAAUACGGAUGGUGACUCCUGUGUUUCAGGACCAAAAACUUUUAGAGUUGUCAACCAAGAUAGCACCAAAUUUACAUUAGGAACUGAUGAUGAUUUAGCAACUUCCACAGAGGAUGAUGUCAAAACUAAUGAUUUAGCAAAUAGUUUUAAUGAUUUAGCAAAUAGUUUUAAUGAUUUAGACUUCAAAUCUGGAUCUUUAGAUUCGCACAAUCGUGAUGUUGUAACUCCUACAGUUGAGACACAUGAUAGUAUCUCAAAAAAUGGUAGCUUUAAUAUUGCUUCAAGACCCGAAAUUCCUUCUAUUCCAACUUCUCCAGAAACGGCAGAUCUAAGUAUAUACCAUCAGUCUUCAAAACAAAUAAGGGCGGCUAUUAAUUCAAACAGCAUAAACAAUUCUAGCUCAACAGUUUCUAGUACACCAAUAUCAAAUAAACGUGACACUAAUGUUAGAUUGGUUUCAAGUUAUGUGGAAGAACUGCGUCUGAAGUACUUUACAACUUCAAAUUUUUUGCAGGCUCCACCAAAUCUCCCAAUUACUUUAAAGCAAAAAAAUAAUUUGAUCCAACCGAAAAACAUUAAAGUCACAAUACGAACCAGUUCAAAACAGAUUGGUAUUAAGCAUGGUAAAGUUAAAACAAAGUUAUUGGCCUUAGAGACGACUAAUGAAGACAGCAAUGAGAAUACAGUUGGCUCUUCACAGAACCCGAAUAAAAUCGUUGAUCAUACCAAAGAAUUCCAUAAUCUUAUUAAAAAGAAGGAUGAUACUGGAAGCAAUGAUGAAAAUGAUCAUUAUAGCAACAGUUACAUGAAGGAUAUACCUGGAGAUGAUGCUUACGAUAGUGAUGAUAUAUUGGCACCGUUAAGAAAAAAGAAUAGUUUGGAGGAAACGCCGACUAGGCAUAAUACUGUUGUCAGUUAUUAUACAAAAACUAAAACUAGGUUAAGAAGUGGUACUCUUGACAACUCUUAUUCACAACUGCAGGAACUACCUUCAAAUAUUUUAAUUAGUGAUUAUGAAGAUAAGGAAAAUAUAAAGGAUGCCAAUUAUGACGAUGUAUCCAAUAGCGAAGGUGAUUCUGAACAAGAAUACAUUACAAGAGGCAAUUUGCAUAUUGCUAAUCCUGAUGGGGAAUCGGAUUAG